AUGUGGUCGGCUGAUGACAGUUGCAGUGGGGAUGGCCUACGCAUGACGCAGAUCAUGAACAACCUAGUGUCCAAUGCCUGCAAGUUCACGGAUACCGGCUAUGUCAUACUCUCUGCUAAACUGCUCGAGAGUGUGCGUGACGGCAAAGCAACCAUCCAGGUGUCAUGUCAAGACACGGGCAUAGGCCUCACCCCCGAGCAGAUGGAGAAGGUCUUCGAUGCGCUGUACCAGGUGCGGUUUAGCGAGUGCCGUUUUAAUGUGUUGUGUUUGCGUGAUGUGGUGCUGGGUGUGCGCAUGGUGUGGGUGUGA
This is a messenger RNA of Sphaeroforma arctica JP610, 309 nucleotides long. RefSeq lists its product as hypothetical. The transcript has 4 exons. Lineage: Eukaryota; Ichthyosporea; Ichthyophonida. The record is from RefSeq and is a predicted model, not a curated record. The coding region runs from base 1 to 309 and encodes 102 amino acids.